AUAAGUAGCUUCGCAAUCUCCAAUAACUGAUACCCGCGUCUAUUGCUUCUUGAAAUUUUGGGUUUAGGGUUUUUGUUUCCCGGUGUUUCUCAGUCGGGAUAAUUCGGAGAUGAAGACGAUCAAGCCUUUGCCCGAAGGUGUUCGUCACUCCAUGCGUUCUGGGAUUAUCAUGUUCGACAUCACGAGGGUCGUGGAGGAACUCGUGUUCAAUAGCCUCGAUGCUGGUGCGACCAAGGUGUCAAUAUUCGUGGGUGUUGUUUCGUGCUCUGUGAAGGUUGUGGAUGAUGGAUCAGGCGUUUCCAGAGAUGAUUUAGUUUUGUUGGGGGAGAGAUAUGCUAGUUCAAAGUUUCACGAUUUGGAGACAGCCAGUGAAACUUUUGGAUUCCGUGGAGAGGCGUUAGCUUCAAUAUCAGAUAUCUCGUUACUGGAAAUUAGGACAAAAGCUAUUGGGAGGCCUAAUGGUUAUCGAAAGGUUAUCAAGGGAUCCAAGUGUCUACAUCUAGGAAUUGAUGAUGAUAGAAAAGUCUCUGGCACGACGGUAACAGUCCGAGAUCUAUUUUACAAUCAGCCAGUGAGACGAAAAUACAUGCAAUCCAGCCCCAAGAAACUUUUGGAAUCUAUCAAAAAGUGCGUGUUCCGGAUUGCCCUUGUGCACUCUAAUGUUUCCUUCAGUGUUCUUGAUAUUGAAAGUGAUGAAGAGCUUUUCCAAACCAACCCUUCUUCUUCGGCGUUCUCACUACUGAUGAGAGAUGCAGAAAAAGAGGCUUUAAAUCCUCUUUGUAAAGUAAACGUUACAGAUAGCAUGCUGACUGUCUCUGGCUAUAUAUCUGGUCCUGGAGAUAGUUUCAAGGCCUUGCAGUAUAUAUAUAUCAAUUCAAGAUUCAUAAGCAAAGGUCCCAUACAUAAGCUGCUGUACAACUUGGCUGCUAGUUUUGAAAAUACGGAUAGCUGGAAGCCUCCAGAUGAGUUACAAACAGGAAGACGUAAUAGACUUCAAUCCAAUCCUGGUUAUAUUUUGUGCAUAACAUGUCCACGUCAUCUUUAUGAAUUCUCGUUUGAACCAUCAAAGACUCACGUUGAGUUCAAGAAUUGGGAACCUAUACUUGCCUUCAUACGAAGAAUCAUUCUAGCCAACUGGAAGAAAGAUACAAGUCUUGAAUUUUUUGAUGGGGGUGCUGAUCUACUACCAAAAGGUGAUAUACAAGACCUUAGACUUCGAGAAGAUUGGCCAGAAGCUAUGGAACCUACAAAAAAGAAGCUCAAGAGAAGUAAUGAUAAGGCACCUUGUAGUUUUCUAUUAUCCCCAGCUGCUGAACUGAAAAGAGAUGGUGUUUUUUUGUCUGAAGGAAAGGAUGAAAGGUCUGUACAAUAUAAAUUUGACAUGGAUAUUGAGAAUCUCAAAGAGCAAGGCUCUGAAUUUGACUGUCAGACUGAUUCUCUUCCACAGUCAUGUGACAUGGACUUUCCACAAGUUACUGACCUCCUGAAAACAAGCUUUGUUGCUGGUGUUACAUGCAGUAAACAGUCUCUAAAAAGAUGUCAGAGUAGCACACCUCUCAAUAUCGACAAUGAUUUUAGGAAAGAUUCAGACGAAUUAAAUCAGCAGUUUGGAGGAUAUAAAGAUGAGUUGAAUGUCAGCAAUUUCACUGGAAAACAUCUCUUGCGUGGUUACUCCUCAGGAGAGAGCCUAAUCCUUAACAAGCCUAUACGAACUCAUGAUGAAAGGUCUGAAUUAGCCAUGCCUAUGAUACUCAAUAACGACCAGUGUAACUCGCUGAUUCGUGUCCUGGAGACCAGAGAAGGUGGUUCUCAGAGUGAUAUAUUUUCUGAUACUCUUGAAUGUCAUGGAACGACUAGGACUCUUGAUUGUUCCCUAGGGAGUUCAUGGCAGGAUACUGAUUGGUUUACACUACAACGUCCCGCAUAUAGUGGAAGUGGUAGAGAAGAUUUUAACAUUGCCUCCAUAGAUACUGUAGAAUUUCAUUCAUACAAAGACAAAAUUUUCGGGAAAAAGUACUUUUCCUCUGUCAAUGUGGGGAGCUCUGGUGCUGAGAGUUUCUGUUUGAGUUCUGAGUUGUCUCCAAUGUUCUCCACACCUCCUUCUGCGACCAAGUGGGAGUUAGAUUAUCAGAAAGGUUGUCAAAUUCUGGAAGGGAGUUUGAGACUGGGAAGGAUGAUUGACCCUGAAUUUUUGUUCAGUGCAGCUGAUAACAUCGAAUUUGAUCAUGAGGUCAUACCGCAAAUGGAUUGUCAGGAAACUAACACAGAUUCCUUCACAGCUAUUCAGAAUUUCACUCAGUCAGAUGAAAAAGUUUGCAAGUCAUUGUGGGAGCACGCAGAUAAUGUGGGUAUUGAACUAAUUAGUAUCAAAAGGGACAAGUUCAAUUAUAGGAAUGUUAGACAGAAUAAUGAUGGUAAACAAAGGUCAAGAAGAAGCCGCUCUGCUCCUCCAUUUUAUCAGGAUAAGAAGAGAUUUAUCAGCUUAAAUUGUAGAUCAGACACAAAAUCAAAGAACUCUGAUCCACAAGAACAUGAUGAUUUGGAGUGUUUGACACAACCUUGUAAUACAUCUCAUAUGUAUCCGAAGCGGAGCAUCAUUAAUGAUGUGUCAUAUGAUCACAUACAAGAAACAGAAGAAAGUUUGAAUUCUGCCUCAGACUUGAAAGCAUCUACUGGUUGCAGGACUGUGCACCCAGAGACGCUAGAGGAGGAUGGAGACAAAGACUUCAGCUCAAAAGAAAAUGUGGAUCUUGAUAAAUCCACAACGAAAUGGCGCCAUCACUGUUCAGUGUCUCAGGUUAUACACAUUGAUAAGGUUGCCAAGGAAUCACAUGAGCUUCACGAUCAAGAUAGUGUACUUGAUAUAUGUUCAGGACUUUUGCACCUACGAUCCGAUGAAUCAUUGGUUCCUGAAUCUAUAAACAGGCACUCCGUUGAAGAUGCCAGGGUCCUACAACAGGUUGACAAAAAAUAUAUCCCAAUUGUUGCUUGUGGAACACUUGCCAUCGUUGAUCAGCAUGCUGCCGAUGAAAGAAUUCGCUUGGAAGAGCUGCGUAAAAAGGUCUUGGCUGGGGAAGCAAGGACAGUCACCUACUUGAAUGCAGACCAAGAGUUGGUACUGCCAGAAAUGGGCUAUCAGUUACUCCAGAGUUAUUCAGAGCAGAUAAGAAACUGGGGUUGGAUCUGCAGCAUCAAUGUAGAAGGUUCAACAUCCUUUAAGAAGAACAUGAGCAUCAUCCAACGGAAACCAACCCCAAUCACACUUAAUGCGGUCCCAUGCAUUCUGGGUGUAAAUCUAUCUGAUGUUGAUCUAUUGGAGUUUCUUCAGCAGCUUGCUGAUACUGACGGAUCAUCAACAAUUCCUCCAUCUGUUCUUCGAAUCCUCAACUCCAAAGCCUGUAGAGGUGCAAUUAUGUUUGGAGAUUCUCUGUUACCCUCGGAAUGCUCUUUAAUCAUGGAAGGACUGAAGCAGACCUCGCUUUGUUUCCAGUGUGCUCAUGGACGACCAACGACAGUUCCCCUAGUCAAUCUGAAGGCAUUGCACAAACAGAUAACAAAGCUCGGUUCUAAACAACUGUGGCAUGGUUUCCACCGGAGAGAAAUUACGCUUGAUCGUGCUAAGUCACGCUUAGAAAAAGCUAGAAACUAAAAGCUUAAAGAGCUCAAUGUCGAUAGUGCCGUUGAGUCAGUAAAUAACUACUUUACUUAACUCUUAGUCAUACUGUAAAUCUUCUCUUUUGAUAUAUAGUUAUGUAAAUCUUCUCCGAUUUUGAAAAGAAAAAUAAAGAAAACAAAGCUUAGACCAAAA
This is a messenger RNA of Capsella rubella, 3808 nucleotides long. Its product is annotated as DNA mismatch repair protein MLH3. The record is from RefSeq and is a predicted model, not a curated record. Gene Ontology annotation, biological process: mismatch repair. Gene Ontology annotation, cellular component: mismatch repair complex. Gene Ontology annotation, molecular function: ATP binding; ATP hydrolysis activity; ATP-dependent DNA damage sensor activity. Bases 110 to 3649 code for a protein of 1179 amino acids. The transcript has 24 exons. Lineage: Eukaryota; Viridiplantae; Streptophyta; Magnoliopsida; Brassicales; Brassicaceae.